Rodentolepis nana is the source of this 321-nucleotide messenger RNA. The record is from the annotation of a GenBank genome assembly. Lineage: Eukaryota; Metazoa; Platyhelminthes; Cestoda; Cyclophyllidea; Hymenolepididae.
AUGGGUUUCAAUCGAGUACAUGUUGCUCUAACGUACGCCGGCCGACCCCUGUCCAAGGUUUGUCCCAUCAGCAAGGAUCAGAAAAACUUUCCAGAUCUCAACAACUGUCCGGAGUAUGAGAACACCGUGCCGGUACACAGCGACUCCUAUUACUCCAAGAUGGUCGAUUUUAAGUCGAAUGGCAAAAUUAACGAGUGGAUACGCUUUUUAGAUUUCCGCCUUCGACAUUUGCCCAGAGAGACUAUGCUUAAUAUUAGUCUCAUUGCUUGCAAGAAGGAGAUGAAGGAUUCUUCUACUUGUGAGUCGGCUUUAGCUAGUUAA